Messenger RNA from Gadus macrocephalus (Pacific cod), 1981 nucleotides. RefSeq names its product transcription factor HES-2-like. Gene Ontology annotation, cellular component: nucleus. The record is from RefSeq and is a predicted model, not a curated record. The coding region runs from base 122 to 793 and encodes 223 amino acids. The transcript is spliced from 4 exons. NCBI's taxonomy places the organism in Eukaryota, Metazoa, Chordata, Actinopteri, Gadiformes, Gadidae. Gene Ontology annotation, biological process: regulation of transcription by RNA polymerase II; regulation of neurogenesis; anterior/posterior pattern specification. Gene Ontology annotation, molecular function: RNA polymerase II cis-regulatory region sequence-specific DNA binding; DNA-binding transcription factor activity, RNA polymerase II-specific; protein dimerization activity.
AUGCUUUCCUGUUGUUUUCCAUCGACAGGUCUGGGUUUCAGAACACUUUGAUUCGGCUUGGGGGCGUAGCCGUGACGCACGACACCGACGCCACGGACCUGCAUAAAUACCGCGCGCCGUGAUGGAGAGAGACACACUUCUACUACAACGUCCUCUCUCCACACACAUACACCCUCCACCUAAGACAAAGAACCAGAGCACAAUGUCUCCAAACAUGACCUGCGUAAACAGCCACUCGUUCUCUCCACGGCUGACCGUGGCUAAGAGAAAGGAAGCGCUGGAGCUCAGAAAGACCAUGAAACCGUUGAUGGAGAAACGCCGGCGCGCUCGCAUCAACGACAGCCUGGAUCACUUGAAGAGCCUUAUCAUCCCCCUUACGGGCAAAGAUAAGUCCCGCUACUCAAAGCUCGAGAAGGCAGACAUCCUCGAGAUGACUGUUCGGUUCCUCGGAGAGAUCCCAAUGAGCGGCAAAAAAAGUACCUCUGACAGCUACAAAGAAGGCUAUAAAGCGUGCCUGGACCGCGUGUCCGCUCUGCUGCCCCAAACCAGCAUGGACCAAGGCGCGUGCCAGCGCGUCAACCAGUUCAUCCAGCAGUCCUCCUCUGCCCCCAUCACCCCGACCUGCAGCAACUGCUGUGCCCAGAGCUCCAUGGCUCUCCCCCAGAUCCAGCAGAGACUCAUGAACCUCAAAUCCAGCUUGGGCCCCCGCGCGGGGCUCCACUCCCCGAACCUCAACCACCGCGCCCAGCCGGCCCCACAAGCAGCCAGCCCCGACAUGUGGAGGCCCUGGUAGACUAGAAGCAACUUCAACCUUAUUUUGUUCUGAAACUGUAUGAUAUGUAGACUCCGUUUUGAGAUGGAGCCCCUGUACAUAUGAAAAAAUAUUGUAUAUUUUAUCUGAUGAAACGGUGAAAUUUCAUCGUGAACAUCCAAGUUGAGUAUCGUAUACUUACGCUUUGCGCACGAGUCUGUUGUCCGGCAUGUUGACACGUUUAGACAGUCGUAUUAUUUCGAAAUCUGCAUGUAUGUAUUAUUCUGUUCUGUAUUUAGUCUUCGUUAAUGACUAAAAUGAAUGAGGGCUAUGGAAAACGCCCCGUAAGACCCCGAGGGUCAUCCUAUGUAUGGAUUUGCAUUAUGGGAUGUCCAGCUCAUUGACAAUAAGCUGCGUCCCUGCGAAUUAUUGGUAAACAUAUUAAUUGUUAUGAUUAAGUAUCUCAAUUGAGAUGAGUGUUUAUCUUUGCUAUUAAUUGCAAACAUUGUACGUAUGCUUUAUUAUUAUAUCUCGUUUGAGAUGAUUCUGUUUUUGCGAUUUAUUGCAAACAUUGUAUGUUGUUAUUACGUAUCUCGUUUGAGAUGAGUGUGUUUUGCAAUGUAUUGCAAACCCUGUAUAUUCAUAAUAUAUGGUUAUUAUAUCUCGUUUGAGAUGAGUGUUUUUGCGAUUUAUUGCAAACAUUUUAUGUUGUUAUUAAGUAUCUCGUUUGAGAUUAGUGUGUUUUGCAAUUCAUUGCAAAUCCUGUAUAUAUAAUAUAUAUGGUUAUUAUAUCUCGGUUGAGAUGAGUGUUUUUGCGAUUUAUUGCAAACAAUGUAUGGUUAUUAAAUCUCUCGUUUGAGAUUGGUGCGUGUUUUGCAAUUCACUGCAAACCCUGUGUAUAUGUUAUAUUAUUAGUAUAUCUCGUUUGAGAUUUGAGUUUUGCGAUUCAUUGCAGACCUUGUAUAUAUAUAUAUAUGUUCAUAUAUUGUUACUUUAUCUCGUUUGAGAUGAGUGUGCUUUGCGAUUCAUUGCAAACCCCAUUAAAUAUAGGCCCAUUGUUAUUAUAUCUCGUUUGAGAUGUUGGUUUUUGCGAUUCAUGGCAAACCCUGUAGGCAAUUCAUUUCCUUUUGUUAGGCCUAUAAUUGAGUCUCUGUUGAGAUGUGUCUUUGCGAUUUAUUGCAAACAUUGUAUGUAUGUCAUUUUACUUCAAUAAAACGUUUUCGUAGUAAA